GAACGCAGCAGCGUAGUUACGCGGAGAUAAACGGUUAUGGCUGAACUGAAUUCCGUGACUCCAGCAAUGAAACGGCGCCGCAUCAUCGUGUCAGCUGGCGCGCCUGUGCCAAUUUACUCUAACAAGGUGAACAUGUGUCUGCAGCUGAAGCCGAUGGAUUCUGCCCUCGCAGAGUACGAAGAUGCAGAUGAUGUUACAGACGACAUUCUGUGGUUUCAGCCUUUGUCUCGGUCACCAGUCAUCACCAUCAGUGAUUCUGACGAAGACGAAACAGAAAAAUACCACGAAAAGAAGAAAGAAACGGUCACUGGAUGCUCUUUGUCUCCACCGCCGCUGGCAGAAAGUCCCAUGAAGAAACUGUCCAGAAAGGCCAAAAAGAAGAUAAAUGAGGUGGACAGGAAGCUCCAGGCCUUGACCUCCCUUCUUAGUCCUUCUCCUGAGACACAGGGGAGGAACCUCAGAGGCCAUUGGUCUGAGCCAUCAGAGGAUGAGGACCCUAGGAAAGGUGAUGUGAACAUCCUCAGUUCCUCCGGUACCUUAUCAGUCCGGGAGAUCCCCCUUAAGGUUCGCUGUCGAAUGGAGAUCCACAAAGUCCCGGUUCUUUCUUUGGCACCUUUAAGUGAGGUAGUCACUCAGCUGUCCAUCAAGCUUAAAACCCCACCAUCUUCGCUACUCUUGAUGAAGCAGGAGGUGGAGCUUCAGACUCACCUGUCAGUUGGUGAGCUUGGCCUUGGUAUCGCUGACAUUAUUGAAUGUGUCGUCAUGGCGGAAGACGAGCACAGAGCCAGCGACGAUGUUAUUACGAUACGCCUGCAGAGCAAAAGCAAAAACACGAGCCAGGAUUUCUCUCUGCACAGAGAGACGCCACUGAGCUCCGUUUUUAAUCGAUAUCUGUCCGAGAGGCCCAAGCUCUCAAAGCGCAAAGUGAGCUUUCAGUUUGACGGCUGCAAAGUGACGCACAGCCAGACACCGGCUCAGCUGGACAUGGAGGACGGCGACAUCAUCGAAGUUUGGAUUUGAUCAUUUAAACCUCCAGGAACCGCAGGUGAGCUGGACGAGGAUUGUGAUGAUUACACCAUAUGUAGUUUAGCGACGGCACAUUAUAGGAUUUUAUUUUUUAUGUUAUUGGUAAAAUAUGUGACUCCUGAAUGCACUCAGUCUGUAAUGACUAUAAACUUCUCUUCAGAGAGUUCAGUCUUUCUGUAUAAAGUUGCAAAGAAAUGCUCAGCACAGUGUGUUCAGCUGCACCAGGGAUUUCCAAAGUAUGCCUAGAAAAAAAAUUAAU
Thalassophryne amazonica is the source of this 1285-nucleotide messenger RNA. Its product is annotated as NFATC2-interacting protein-like. The record is from RefSeq and is a predicted model, not a curated record. NCBI's taxonomy places the organism in Eukaryota, Metazoa, Chordata, Actinopteri, Batrachoidiformes, Batrachoididae. The transcript is spliced from 10 exons. The coding region runs from base 37 to 1020 and encodes 327 amino acids. Gene Ontology annotation, biological process: positive regulation of transcription by RNA polymerase II; cytokine production.